Molecule: messenger RNA, 474 nt
Organism: Pterocles gutturalis (yellow-throated sandgrouse)
Lineage: Eukaryota; Metazoa; Chordata; Aves; Pterocliformes; Pteroclidae
Product: gastrokine-1-like
Exons: 5
Biological process (GO): regulation of cell population proliferation
Source: RefSeq, a predicted model, not a curated record
AUUGUGGCUACUGUCCUUCUUGGACUCUUCCUGACACCAACCCUUGCUCAAUUUCUUCAGAAUCUGAAUCCAGCCAAGCAAGUCAAUGUUGGUGGAGCCUACCAAACUGUGAGCUUCAACAAGGAAUUGCGUUUGGUAACCAUUGAGGACAGGUACGCCCGUGUGCCAUGGAGAAGCAUUUGGAACUACGAUGGAGGCUACCUGGCAACCAGAGUGAUGCCCGAGGGAAUUUGCUUGAUUUCUGUAAUGAACAGAAGGGAGAUGCCUGCCUUUGAGACACUUCCCAGACUGGCUGAAGAAGGCAGGUUCCAGCUUGGUCAAGCUCAAGGAAUACCUCUGAGGGAGCUCACAUACAUCUACAACAGGAGACCCAUCUUUGACCUCCAGCAGUACGGAUCAGAGAUCGUCGCUAUGUGCAGAGGAAUCCCAAGCUACCUGGCUUAUGAAGCUCGUGGUUUUUCAGAGGUGGAAUGA